UCUAAUUCGACAAUAUUUUCCACGUAGUUCUCUGCAAAUAAGAGAAUUGGGGUUUUGUUUAAUCGGAGUUUUGUGGGUUUUCAUGGAUUUUCCUUCUUAGUGAGACCAACCAAAAUUACCAAAUCUUUUUUUUUUUUUUGUUUCCUAAGCUUAGAACCCGACUUGCGUAGUUUUAAUCGGAGUUCUUGGUUUUCAUGGAUGCGUGAUGGUAGGGUUCCGCUGCGGACGGCUGAGAUACUACGGUGGAAAUUCAUUGAAUUAAUCUCUCUCCCCCACGCACCCGCACUCUCCAUACGUAUUCUGCAACUUCUCAAUCCCAGCAAUAGAGGUGGUUAUGGGAAAGGGAGUUGCCCAAUCGGGAGAGGUAGCCUUUGACGAAUCGGAGGAGUAGAGAAGAGGAUAUAUCGCGACUCUUGCCAAAAACCUAAACUUGAGUGUCCAACAACUGAUCAUGGAAGAGAGAUCAUACCAUCCCAUCGAUAGUCACAAUCUCACCUUUGAAGUAUCAAGAUCAACAAGAGAUAUACCACCAGCUCAUUACACAUUUAAAAUCGAGUCAUUCUCACAACUCUUGCAGAUACUAAUAGAAACUGGAGUAGAGAACUAUGAAUCAAACACUUUUGAAGCUAGCGGCUACAAAUGGAAAUUGUCUCUCUACCCAUCUGGUGAUAAAGAAAGAAAUGGGAAAGGACACAUCUCUCUGUACUUGGUAAUUGCAGAAACAAAUGCUUUGCCUAUUGGUUGGGAGGUUAAUGUGAACUUCAAAUUGUUUGUGUUAGAUCAGAUUCAAGACAAGUACAUGACCAUCCAAGAUGUCAAUGGAAAGGUAAGACGCUUUAAUAGGAUGAAGACGGAGUGGGGUUUUGCGCAAUUACUACCUUUAAGUGUUUUCAACGAUGCUGCUAAUGGAUACCUGAUCCGUGACACAUGCAUUUUUGGAGCAGAGGUUUUUGUUAUAAAAUAUACUGGCAGAGGGGAACAUUUAUCCCUAAGGAAUGUGUGUGAGGGUACUUUUUCUUGGACAGUUGAUAAAUUUUCUUCUCUCAAUGAUGAAGUUCAGACCUCAAAAGCAUUCACUUUGGGGAGUCACCAAUGGAAUUUAUCCCUCUACCCAAAGGGAGAUCAUAGGGUAAAAGGAAGCAUGUUGUCACUCUUUAUUGCCUUACAGGAUUUGAAAACUGUCCAAAAAAUAUUUGUAGAAUUCAGGUUUCGCUUAAGGGACCAACUCCAUGGAAAUCAUGUGGAGUCAAAAGGAAAAAAAUGGUUUACUGCUUCAGUGAGGACUUGGGGUUAUCCUUCAUUCUUAUCACUACAAGAUGUAACUGAUGACUCGAAGGGCUUCCUUGUGAAUGACACUUUGAUUAUUGAGGCCGACAUUAUACGCAUGUUUGCUGUGGAAAAUUUGUCCUAAUUAUAUGGAAGGCUGAUUUUGAUAGUUAAAGUAAUAUAGUAUCCAACUUUGUGGAUGAGGAUGAUUAAAUGCCAAUGUCAUUUUGGUCCCAUUAGCUGUUCAGCUUGCUUUUUGUGAAACAAUUUAGAUUUUAAUUUAUAUAUGACAGUUUAAGCUCUCUUAAGUUUAUGAGAACUGCUUCAAUUCCUGAGGGACAAGUACAG
This is a messenger RNA of Cornus florida, 1614 nucleotides long. Its product is annotated as MATH domain and coiled-coil domain-containing protein At3g58250-like. The coding region runs from base 452 to 1411 and encodes 319 amino acids. Gene Ontology annotation, molecular function: protein binding. Lineage: Eukaryota; Viridiplantae; Streptophyta; Magnoliopsida; Cornales; Cornaceae. The transcript has 7 exons. The record is from RefSeq and is a predicted model, not a curated record.